This is a messenger RNA of Pseudonaja textilis, 483 nucleotides long. Lineage: Eukaryota; Metazoa; Chordata; Lepidosauria; Squamata; Elapidae. The record is from RefSeq and is a predicted model, not a curated record.
AUGAAUGUUCAACCAAAGGUUGUCACUCAGCCACAGGUGGUGGCGACCCAGCCCAAGACAAACAAUUGGCAAACGGACGUAUGUGACUGCUUUAGCGAUUGUGGAGUCUGUCUCUGUGGAAUGUUCUGCUUCCAUUGUUUGUCAUGCCAGGUUGCUACAGCUAUGAAUGAAUGUUGUUGCUGUGGUGCAACUGUGGCCAUGCGAGCUGUCUACAGGACAAAAUACAAUAUCCCUGGAUCCAUCUGUGGGGAUACCUUCAUUGUGGGGUGUUUGCCUGCUUGUUCUCUCUGCCAAGUCCAGAGAGAUAUCAAAAAAAGGAAAGAAAUGGGGAUAUUCUAGAAGACUUCCUCCUAAGCUCCUUUACAUUUGUCCUUUUUUCAUUAGAAUUCUGAGAAGUAAGAUGCAGUAGAGUAGUUUGUAGGAAGUAUUGUUAUUUGGAGGCACCCUUGCUUUAUUCUUAACCCAAAGAUUACAUUUUAGCAC